UGAAUAUAAGAUUGUAAAUUUCUUUUUAACCCACUCUAUAUAUUUUUUACUUACAUAACUUUUACGGGCUUUAAAUUGGCCACGUGAUAUUCUUUUGAAACAAAAUGGAUGAGGGAGAGCAAAUUUAUACAUGAUUUAAAUAUGGUACUUGAUUUGAACUAUUUAUUUUGUUUAAACCAAUGAAAAUGAAUACUUCUUGGCGAAGGAGAAGACUUUUUUGCAAAAUGAUUAGAGCAGCCCCAUUAUAAAGCAAAAUACAAUUUAUCUUUUUUGGAUACAUUAGAAGCUCAAUCAAUGAGGUAGAUUAGUGGCAUCGUCGGGUUUUAAUACUCCAGUUCAUCUUGAAUUGAACAAAAAGGAAAGGCCACCUUUGCCUUAAUCUAAUCCCAAAACAGAGACACGAUUGGUUUCUAUUUCAACUUCAAAUGGUUGGGUUUUUCUUUGGUCGUAUUUUGCAGCAUCGCUCUCAAAUCCUAUUGGGACAACGACUAAGAGCUAUGAGAUUCAGAUUGGGAAGGGAGGGAAGGCGUAAUAGGCGUGCGAUGGAAUUAUUGGUAUGUUGGGAAGGUGCAGCCGCAGAGAUGGAGGACCAAAUUAGGAGGAUUAGGGGAGAGAUGGAGCGACAGCUUGUAGCCGAUAUCUUUACCGAUCUGUGGGUUUACGAUUGUCUCAUUCAGCUUGAAAACGACCCUUUGAUGAGGGACGCUUUGCAAAGAAUCCACGCUCAGAAUCUCCAUCCAAGGAACCUUAUUUAUAUAAACCAACUUCAACCUUUUCCGGAACGACGACGCCGCCGCCGCCGCCGCCGCCGAUCGUCGCCAUGAAUAGUUCAAUGGUGGGGGCGUAGGUUUCUUCUUUUUUUCAGAAUUUUUAAGAAUAGAAUAUUAAAAUAAUCACUUUUAUUUUACUCUAAUUUUAUUCUAAUAAAUUGUAUUAUUAUUUUGUUACUAAAGAAUCAUCUACUAUUAAGAUCUA
Gossypium raimondii (Peruvian cotton) is the source of this 975-nucleotide messenger RNA. RefSeq lists its product as uncharacterized. Lineage: Eukaryota; Viridiplantae; Streptophyta; Magnoliopsida; Malvales; Malvaceae. The transcript has 2 exons. The coding region runs from base 426 to 824 and encodes 132 amino acids. The record is from RefSeq and is a predicted model, not a curated record.